ACUCCUCCACUCCUCCACUCCUCCACUCCUCCACUCCUCACUCCUCCACUCCUCCACUCCUCCACUCCUCCACUCCCUGUGGAAUUCGGGCUCCAGAACUUGACCUCAGUCAGGACUCUCCUGGCUCUCCAUAUGUGAUCAUUUCACCUACUUCAUCUACAGGGACACAUGUAGCUCACCACAAUAUCUAAGACCCUCUUUCUCCUCCAGGGUGGUCCCAAGUAUUCCUCACUUCCUCUUGCCCUGUGGAAAACCAUGUCUGCCCUGUGUGAGCCUGGCAAUGUGCACCUCUGCCAUAGCCGGCACGGCCUGUAAUAGCGCACGAGUGACUUGGAGCUCUCAGUUGUGCGUGCAUAAACCUGGAACUCACCUAGGAAGAGCCUAGUGUGUCAGGAACAUCUCCGCUCCCUGCUUUCAGUCACCCUUAAAGUCUGACUUCAUGGAACUUGUGUUCUGAUCCCCCAAGCUUCGUGCAUUCGCAUCCCAUGAUGUGAUGAUGAAGCAUGGUCAAUAUGGGUCCGCAGCCCUUGGGUGAGGACCGGGACAGUAGGACCAUGAAGUGUUCCUGCAAGACAGCAGGAAGCAUGGACCUGUGCAGAAUCGAGAGAGUACACAAAGGGUACCGGAAGGGUCAUGCGGAAGGUUCCUUGUCUCUGCAGGGGCAGACAUGCUGUCCUACAUGCACUCACUCCUUAGAGUCUCUAGCACCUUGACAAGACUUUCCAAGGGUGGCCCUCUGGGCUUUGUUCACUCCAGUGUGGGCUUGAGGCCCGUGGCGUCACCUCAUUGGCCCUAAUAACUAGUUGCUCACCUAUACAGACAUCCUUCACUCAAUCACCCAAGACCCUCCUUUUCCAGGUUUAGUCCUCACACCCAGAAAGUAAGGGAUGCUAGCCUCUCCAGAAAGGCAGAAAGGUACUUCCGGCCUUUCCUAGGCGACUUUCCAGUUCACGCAUGCACAACUGAAAGCUCCACGUCAUGCAUGAGACUGGAUGAACUGAUGCCCACCAAACAAUCACACGACUAUAACUUGACACUUGAAGAUGAUGUGCAUGCUGGACUGGUGUCUAUAGCUAUGCCUGCACACUGGGCCGCAGUAAGCCCCUCCUGUCUAAGUGUCCCUUGUGGCUGCUUCUCCGGAGGACUCGGGUGGCCAGUGACGACUGCAAAAGUACACAAGGGGCAGAAACAGGAGGCCCCUCGUCCCAUGCCCACGGUACCGACUCCUGACCAGCCUCUUUAGGACUGCAGUACUCAGGGCCCCCUUUCUGAUCGCCUUCCAGAGCUUUGUGUUAUCUACUGUACAAGUGAGACACCUGGCUAUCACAGUAUUGUUCAGCUCUGGCUCUGACACUUCAUGGUCCUACUGUCUUCUUCCAAGGGCUGUGCAUCUAUGUCGACCACACUUCACCGCCACAUCAUGUGUGCAUGCACAUCUGUGUGUGGGGGCUCAGAACGCACAUUCCAUGAAGUCAGACCUUUGAGGACGCAGGAAACAAAGAAGGACAGGAGUUAAAUCCAGCCAGCCGCCACUUGACUAUUUAGGAAGGGAAUCAAGAAUAACUGUGAAGGCCCUGUUGCUGUGGGAAUUUUCAAUGUUUUAUCUACUGUGAGGAGGACCUCUGUGUUCAUCAAAAUGGGAAAUGCUGCAUCAGCCCAUCACAGGGUCCCGCCACCUCUAGGUAAGUGCCGCUUCCCCAUAUAGAGGCAUCCAAGUGAAUAUAGGCGUGUCAAAGCUCAAGACAGCUGAAAUCACAGUGGGAAAGUCCCGAUUUAACCCUGCACGACGAAGAGAUGGGCCAAGCACUCUACAACCACACAGCAGGAUAUUAUCCAAGCCCUCAGAAGGAAAUGCAUUGUCUCUUUAUGGACAUGAGAAGCAUUUUCAGUGAAAUCGCUCCAACAAAAGUCACUUUGUGUAAGGAUCCAUGUAUGAGCCAUGAGCAGAGUAGAAGAACCCCGAAGAACUGUGUGUCCAAACUGGUGUCAUCUAAUCUGGUCCAUGGUCCUCCACGUUUUCUGCCCCAAGUGACCUGGAAAGCUUGUUUGCAUCAGGAGAAACAAACAAUGUGCCUGCCUUCCGAAUUCUGGCAGGGGAAAAGAUACAUUUGCGAAGGACACUCACAGGCUGGAGAGGUGGAAUGACUAGACAGACACGCAAGGCAUGUAGGUAGGUGCCUGCAGCCAACCUGCUUGUGUGUGAGAGCUGAGUCUGCGAGUGUGCCUUGCGAGCUUGUUUGCUCUACCCCACCCCCACCCCGGACAGGGGAGGUUCUCUCACUACUACUGUUUGGAGAGAAGCCCCAAGGACUGGCUGCUCACUCAGCCCUGUCUCUUUGUCCUCAGGAUGACCCUGUUUGUGUGACAGCACCUUACCCUGGAUAGUUGCCGCUUGCUCGCUCGUGUUGUCUGAGAGAGAAGCUGGGAGGCAUUUGAGGAGGAGGAGAUAUCCGUGUGACAAGGGCCAGGACUCCAAGGGGGUUGGAUCAGAGGAAACCAGCCCCGGGAGAUGACACAGCCACCUAGGAUGAAGAGCCACUGUCGUCUGUGAUCCCUAAGUUGAACUCCAUACCUCCACAGUACACGUGUGCUAUUGCGUCAUCCAGAAGGAUAAGCGCGUACAACCCUGAGCGACUUCAGUCAGUUCAAACUUCUCUACCAGAUUCUGGAGGGAGAGCAGCGCCACAGGCAGGAGAGCAGAGCCAGAGAGGACCGGCGGGCAGUCACAACAGUGCCCAGAACAACCAAAGGAGUCACCCUGUCCUGAUCAGCACAGCCCCAGAGUCCAGUCGCCAUGGACUCUGCAGAGUAUGUACUCUGUGGCUGGAAGGGCCAGCUGUGGCCUGCAAGGGUGUUGUCCAGACCCAGGACCCCAGCCAAUAGUAAGAGGAGAGGGGCGCCCUUCCUGGAGGUCCAAAUACUGCCUGUGGGUGAGAAGAUGAGAGUGAGGAGCUCCGAGGUGAGGCCCCUAGACAAGUCUGAAAUCAUAAGCAUCGCCUCCUUGGCAGGAAAGGAGUCACGGGGCAGGGGCUCGCCAGGUCAGACCAGGGCAUACAGGAGAGCCCUCAAGGUGGCCCUGGAUGUUCUGGGCGAGGGAACCAGCUUGUUUCAAGGAGGAAGAGCAGGUGGCCAAAGAACCAGCACCGUGGCUCCAAAGGUUCCAAAAGAGCAGGCCAGCUCCAGCAGCUCCAGCCUAGGUCAGCGCCUGUGCCUCCAAGGGCGCAACCAGAAAGGCCAAGGGCUCUCCCAGAGGAGUCCUGGGAAGCGGGGCCGCCCGGGUCAGAGUCCUGCGAUGAUGGGCUCCCAGAAUGUGCCUGCAGUGCGAGCAGGGGAAGCCCAGGCUCAUACUGCUGUAGGCCUCCCGCGCUCUGAAAUGCAAGGGGAUGUGUUAAGAGGCACCAGAGUGUGGCCAAGUUACUCGGAGACACCCUUGGGAAAAGCUGGCGGUAAUCCAGGGAAGAGAAAGCCAGGUACAUCCAAGCUCAGGUCUUUGAGUGCCCCAGCCUCCAGGGAGGGUACCCGGGCUAAAAACGAGCAGCAGGCUGCCUCUGGACCACUGAGGCACAUCUCUAUCUCACCCAAAGCUCUCAAAAAACGAGUUCAGUGUGCUGGCCUAGAGAUCCGGGCAACUGGAGCCCAAAGGAAGACCGCCCUCGCAGAGAACAAGGACCAUCCUGGCCCGGGGACCCCGAAGCCAGACUCAAAGGGGGCAUCGGCAGCCUACACGCCUCCAGUCCCGAAGCUACGCAGGUCACUCCGCAUAGCUAGUCAAAAAAAGAAGCCCCAUGUGCUGUGUGCACUGUGCGGGCUCCCAGAACGGGAACCCCAAGUGCAUUCAAAGGUGACCAACACCAGGUUCAAGAGGAGAGGGGCCCGAGUUCAAAAAGAUGCCAAAGCCACCAACGUGGCUUCUGCCCAGGGGCCCAGCACCAUUGAGCGAGGAACGCUGGUCUGGUUCAAAUUUCAGGACCUUCCUUUCUGGCCAGCGGUGGUCAAGAGUGUCAGCGAAAAUGACAAGAUGGCGAGGGUGCUGUUGAUCGAGGGCAACAUGCAGUUUGAGCGCAGGGGUAUCCGUGUCCCUCUCCGCAAGUUGAAGCACCUGGACUGUGGGGAGAAAGUAUCACUCGUGAGGAGAGCCAGCAGACUGUACGCCCAGGGCAUCAACUGGUGCUUCUCAGUGAUCGACCACUACAGAGAGGGCCUUGCCCAUGGCUCCUUCCUGGGCUCCUUUAUGGACUACUACACCACCCAAGCCAGUUACCCGCUAAGGAGAGCCGUCCAGGAGGGCGACCUGCAUAUCGAUUUCCCCAAGGUGAGCUAUGCUGAAUUGGAAGAUUGGGAGGAGGAGACCGCCCUGGGUGGGAAGGGGCCCUACAAGAAACUCCUGCCCGACCGCAUGAGGGCCGCUUGGGACAGAGCCAACCAGAAGCUCGUGGACUUCAUCGUGAAGAGAAAGGGGGCCGACCAGCACCUGCUGGACAUCGUGAAGGGCAGAAAACCGUCCAGGUGGCUGGACGAUCUUUGGAAAUCAAAGAGGGAAGUCUUCUGCAUUGAGACCUACCUGGAGGACGAGGACCAGCUGCAUCUCGUGGCCAGACAUUUGCAAGAAGUGGCCAAGGAAGCAGACGAGGCCCUGCUCUCGCUGGCAAGAGGAGACAAAGUGAGGUUUACCAUGGAAGUUCUUUUUCCAGAAGCCAUCAUCUGCUCCAUCGCUGCCCUGGAUGAGCUCACCUACAAGGAGGCAGAAGAGAAGUACCUGCGUGGCCCACCCGUGCACUACCGUGAGAAAGAGCUAUUCGACAAGACCAUCUUAAAGGCGGCCAGGAAGAGGUCAGCAGCCAGGAUUCGGGCUGCCAGGGACCCUCCUGUGCCCACUCCUUAGAAGGGAUCGUCCUCCUUUCAGCUGUCACCCCUGAGUCUCCCAAGACAGGAGACAGGAAGUGCCUCCAAACUGGAACAUCUGGGAGACCGUGGGGGCACACAAUGGCUGCUGUCAAAGCUCCUCACUAAGUGUUUCUUUACCCCCUCGAAAUAAAUGUUCACGUUCCUGCUUGACAGUG
This is a messenger RNA of Mus musculus (house mouse), 5060 nucleotides long. RefSeq names its product PWWP domain containing 4A (gene Pwwp4a). Bases 2795 to 4882 code for a protein of 695 amino acids. NCBI's taxonomy places the organism in Eukaryota, Metazoa, Chordata, Mammalia, Rodentia, Muridae. The transcript is spliced from 6 exons. The record is from RefSeq and is a predicted model, not a curated record.